Phytophthora megakarya is the source of this 1143-nucleotide messenger RNA. The record is from the annotation of a GenBank genome assembly. NCBI's taxonomy places the organism in Eukaryota, Oomycota, Peronosporomycetes, Peronosporales, Peronosporaceae.
AUGGAGCGGCAGAAUCUAGCACUAGAAGUCCCGACAGACGCUGGAUAUGAAGAACUGAAGAUCGAAGCCUCGCUGGAGACGGCGGUAGAUCGACCCAAGUAUAAACCUCCGCGCACAAUACUGAAGAGGCCGAAGAUGACGUCGAUCAAGUGUCGGAAGAUCGAGACGAGUCAGGAUCAAGACGUUCCCGACUCCCUGCCUACAGAUAACUCACCGCCGGAUAUUUCACCGUCGGAAAAACCGUCGUCGGAGAUUCGACCGUUGGAUCUAGCGUCUGUCGCACGCGAGGUUUCAGAUCGGUCGUCUAUCGCAGAUGGAGACUCUAUAUCGCCGGACAUCGACCCACCACCUGCUGUUGAAGAUCAACGAGACGGAUCGGAUGUAGACAUCAUCUGGGACUCAGAUCAAGAUUAUGACGAAUGUGUAUACUACGACGAAGGAAGCGAGCUGUACGCGGAAGACGUCGAUGACCAGAUGGUGGUACUACUGCCAGAAGUGCUACCCCAGACGAAAUUGAUCAACUUCGCCAAAGGAACUGGAAGUUCCGGCAUUCUCUUGAUCGGCAAAGGAAAUACCCUGCCACCGGCCACCCGAGGUAUUGUGUGCGCCAUCGGUGUCGGAGAAGCCUAUCCCCUGAAGUGUCGUAGUUGCUUCAGGGAGAAGCAGGUGGACUUGAUCAAAGGUCUAUUAUCUACCAAGAAGAUUAAUUCCUCUAGAUCACCGUGGGCUUCCCUGUUCGUGAUGACCAUCAAGACCAAUGGAGUGGAUAUCAGGUUGUGCAUCGAUUACCGAUCUGGAGUCGACACUUUAGGACUGUUCUUUGGAUAUGAUGAGUGGAGUUUGGGUAGUGAAGAUGACGAAUCGUGCUCGUUUGAUAUCGGUGUUUAUUACUCUUUUGGAUUAUUUGAGUGGAAUCGAAUGCAUUUCGGCUUGAAGAAUGCGCCACAAACCGAUCAACGUAUGGUCAAAAAUGCGCUAUACGGAUUCACCCGGAUCCCGAAGUCUGAACAUGAUGGAGGCUGGGAACCGGUGGAUCCAGACAAAUCAUUGUUGGAGUAUCUGGGUUAUAAGGCCUCCCACAAUGGACGGGAGGCGAAUCCGAAGGAUCUGUCGACAUUGACUGAUCUAUCGUUUCCAGGAUAA